AUGAAGGGUGACACCAGACACCUCAAUGAAGAAGAGGGCCGUAGUGGGAGGGAAGACUCCAUCAAUGGGGCCUGCAGCGACCAAUCCUCGGAUUCCAAGGAUGCCCCCUCGCCCCCUAUCCUAGAGGCUAUCCGCACCCCGGAGAUCAGAGGCCGCAGAUCAAGUUCACGACUAUCUAAGAGGGAGGUCUCCAGUCUGCUGAGUUACACCCAGGAUCUGACGGGUGAUGGGGAUGGUGAGGAUGAAGAUGGGUCUGACACUCCAGUGAUGCCAAAACUCUUCCGAGAGACCAGGACACGAUCUGAAAGUCCAGCGGUCCGAACCCGAAAUAACAAUGCCUCCAGUCAGGAGAGGUACAGGCCCUCUCCACGUUUCACCCGAGGCCGCCAGGGCCGCAAUCCUGUUGAUGAGUCCCCCGUGGAGUUCCCAGCUACCAGGUCUCUGAGACGACGGGCAGCAGCAUCAGCAGGCACACCAUGGCCCUCCCCUGCCAGCCCUUAUCCCACCAUCGACCUCACAGAUGAUGAUGUCACACCCCAAAGCAGCAGUACCCCCUAUACUGGGAUAGGACAAGACAGCAAGCAGGAAAACCUGGAGUCCUCACAGAUGGAUGCAGAGAGCCAUGAUGCUGAGAGCGAGUAUCAGGAUGGAAAGGAGUUUGGAAUAGGGGACCUUGUGUGGGGAAAGAUCAAGGGCUUCUCCUGGUGGCCUGCCAUGGUGGUAUCCUGGAAGGACACUUCCAAGCGCCAGGCCAUGUCAGGCAUGCGAUGGGUCCAAUGGUUUGGUGAUGGCAAGUUCUCCGAGAUCGCUGCAGACAAACUGGUUGCUCUAGGGCAGUUCAGCCAGCACUUCAACCUGACCACCUUCAAUAAACUGGUUUCUUACAAGAAGGCCAUGUACCAUACCCUGGAGAAAGCCAGGAUACGUGCUGGCAAGACCUUCCCUAGCAGCCCUGGAGACUCACUGGAGGACCAGCUGAAGCCCAUGUUGGAGUGGGCCCAUGGGGGCUUCAAGCCCACUGGGAUCGAAGGCUUGAAACCCAACAAGCAACCAGAGAAUAAGAGUCGAAGGCGCACAGCUGAUGAGUCCGCCACUUCUGACUAUUGCCCCCCACCCAAGCGCCUCAAGACCAAUUGUUAUAACAACGGCAAAGACCGUGGGGAGGAUGAUCAAAGUCGAGAACAAAUGGCUUCUGAUGUCACAAACAACAAGGGCAAUCUGGAAGAACGCUGUCUAUCCUGUGGUAGAAAAAAUCCUGCGUCAUUUCACCCACUUUUUGAGGGUGGACUCUGCCACACAUGUCGAGAGCGCUUCCUCGAGUUGUUUUACAUGUAUGACGAUGAUGGCUAUCAGUCCUAUUGCACCGUGUGCUGUGAGGGCCGAGAGCUGCUUCUGUGCAGCAACACGAGCUGCUGCCGGUGCUUCUGUGUGGAAUGUCUGGAGGUGCUGGUUGGCCCUGGCACAGCUGCAGAGGCCAAGCUUCAGGAGCCCUGGAGUUGCUACAUGUGUGUCCCACAGCGCUGCCAUGGGGUGCUCCGACGCCGCAAGGACUGGAAUGUGCGCCUAAAUACCUUCUUCACGACAGAUCCAGAGUUUGAUUUUGAACCACCUAAGUUAUACCCUGCGAUUCCUGCAGCUCGUAGGCGGCCCAUUAGAGUGCUGUCACUGUUCGAUGGAAUUGCCACAGGGUAUUUGGUCCUCAAAGAUUUGGGUAUUAAGGUGGACAGGUAUGUCGCUUCUGAAGUCUGUCAAGAGUCUAUUGCUGUGGGAACUGUUAAGCAUGGAGGGAAUAUAAAAUAUGUGAAUGAUGUCCGGAGAAUCUCAAAGCAAAAUAUUGAUGAGUGGGGUCCCUUUGACUUGGUGAUUGGUGGAAGCCCAUGCAAUGACCUCUCAAAUGUGAAUCCAGCAAGGAAAGGGCUAUAUGAGGGCACUGGCCGUCUCUUCUUUGAGUUCUACCAUCUGCUGAAUUACUCUCGCCCUAAGGAGGGUGAUAACCGGCCCUUCUUCUGGAUGUUUGAGAAUGUUGUAGCCAUGAAGGUUGAUGACAGGAAGGACAUCUCACGGUUCCUGGCGUGUAAUCCAGUGAUGAUUGAUGCCAUCAAAGUUUCUGCUGCUCACAGGGCCAGAUACUUCUGGGGAAACCUACCUGGGAUGAACAGGCCUGUGAUAGCAUCAAAGAAUGAUAAACUCGAGCUGCAGGACUGCUUGGAGUUCAGUAGGACAGCAAAGUUAAAGAAAGUACAGACAAUAACCACCAAGUCGAACUCGAUCAGACAGGGGAAAAACCAACUUUUCCCUGUUGUCAUGAAUGGCAAAGAAGAUGUUUUGUGGUGCACUGAGCUCGAAAGGAUCUUCGGCUUUCCUGUACACUACACGGACGUGUGCAACAUGGGCCGUAGUGCCCGCCAGAAGCUGCUCGGGAGGUCCUGGAGUGUGCCUGUCAUCCGACACCUCUUCGCCCCCCUGAAGGACUACUUUGCCUGUGAAUAAUUCUACCCAGGCCUGCUGAGAACUGGGGUAUCAGGGGCAGGGCCAGGGCCCAGGAGGUGCUCAGAUUCAUGAUGCUGAUUUCCCCUAGCUCUGCCCUUCCUCAGCUCAGCUGAGCUGUGUGGGGUCUCACUGUACCUCAGCUCUCUCCUGCUCAGUGGGAGCAGAGCCACUUGACCCUCUCUGACAAAGAGAAACCCCAAGGUGCCACCUCCUGUGCACAACUCAGACCUGCCCGCUCAGAGCGGUCAAACAUGGUGCUCAUUUGUCCUUUCCUAAAAUUUCAAAAACUUGAAAUAGGUAGUAAGAUGGCCUCCCCCAUCCCUUUUUCCCUGGGUUUCCCAUUAAGAUAACCAAAAUCACAGUGCUGUCAGGUAGCUCUCCAACACUCAGGUUAAUGCUGCAGAAUCACCCAAGACAGUCAUUAUUGUAAUAAGAUUUAAUUUUUUUUCAAUGUCUGCGGUUUCCUGUUUACUGGAGCUUGCAGUUGUAGACAUGUAGCCAUUUUUCAGGGCCUAGGAUGUUUUUUGUUUUUUUUUUUUCUAGGGAUAGCAGAAGAGGAUAUCUUGCUGUAUAUGUCUUGGAUUUUACCCAGCCUCUUCCCCUUGCCUUGGUGCAAGGGCCACAUUUUCCCUUCAUGGUGAUGAUUUCAGCAGGCAUGAUGUCAUCACUGUCAAUUCAGGGCUAUUUUCCCCCAACCCAUGUGUUCACCUCAGCGAAAUCCCUCCAUGUACCUGCGAACCCUCUGGGGAGCUCAGGAAGGAAUGGACCGAGCUAGUAUAGCUGCCAUAUAUGUAUAUGGAUAAGUUGAGUUUAUUAGUCUCUUCUUUUCCCUAUGUGAGGGCUUUGGAGGAGAUAGCUUAGAUAAGAUCCCCCUUCUCUCUCUUCCCUCCCCCACUCCCCCAGUCCUUUCCCUUCCCUUUCAAAAGAUGUACUCUCAGCAGGCAUGGAUCCCCAGAUCCUCAUUCUUUGAUAGCCAGGGGCAGAAAGCACAUUUCCACCUUUCCCCUCAUCUAAGAGAUGGCAGGGGAGCUGUAAUAAGAUAAGAGCUUUUGAUUCUCCAAGAUUUUAAAAUCCCUUUUUAUUCUACAAUAUAUCGUCUUUUUACAGGCCCGAGAGAGGUGGACAAGCUGCAUUUCAGAAAUGCUGCCAUUAUGGUUUUUAACACCUUUUUACACUUACUGGUGCUAUUUUGUAGAAUAAGAACGACCGUGACAAAUUUUGUGGGGCUUUUUAUACACUUUUUUUUUUUUUUUUAAAUCUCAGACUUCUAUUUUUUGUUUUUAACAUUUUCUUUAAAAUCUUUUUGUAACUGGAGUCAUAUAAAAGUAUGGGGAAAAAACUGUGCCUUGUUUCAACAGUUUUUUGCUGACUUUUAGGCCAAAAGAUAACGGAUGCCUGGAGUUUACCUUAUUCUGCCUAAUUAAAAU
Molecule: messenger RNA, 3917 nt
Organism: Dipodomys spectabilis (banner-tailed kangaroo rat)
Lineage: Eukaryota; Metazoa; Chordata; Mammalia; Rodentia; Heteromyidae
Gene: Dnmt3b
Product: DNA methyltransferase 3 beta
Exons: 21
Coding region: 1-2490 (829 amino acids)
Biological process (GO): negative regulation of transcription by RNA polymerase II
Cellular component (GO): nucleus
Molecular function (GO): DNA binding; DNA (cytosine-5-)-methyltransferase activity, acting on CpG substrates
Source: RefSeq, a predicted model, not a curated record